AUGCUUCUCAAUGCCAAUGGAGCCAUGAAUCCAUGCUGGACUUGUCGCAACCGCCGCGUCCAGUGCGACUUGUCUGGAUCUCCUUGUGCGAAAUGUAUCAAGGCUGGGGUGGAAUGCUUUGACAAAAGACCCUUUAGGUGGGUCAAAGGCGUGGCAAUUCGAGGGAACCUGCAAGGCUAUUCUUAUGAGGGAAACCCAGACAAGCCCAAGAAAAAGGCCCGGGCUUCCAAACUUGUCCAAGCAAAGCAGAAAAUUUCGGAGAAUGCUCUGGUCAGAGCUGCCGAGGACACCAGAUGCCUGCCGGCUGCGUUACAAGACCCGUCUAUAUUGAACCUGGAUAGAGUUUCCAGAUACUAUAUAAAUUAUUAUAAUGAACAUAUAUGCAAGCUGUUCAUUGUAUACGACAGCGACAGGAACCCAUUCCGGAGCCUCAUCUCCUUCGGAUUAAAGGACCCGGUUUUGCAAAAGGCCAUUCUUGCCCUUGCGGCGCGACAUCAUGCAAACACAGGCAAAUCAUUCAAUCAAAUAGAGGCACCGACCUCAUCCAAUCACAUCAAUGCCGAUCGCGACGCACUCCUCUUCAAGCACCAAGCGAUGGAAGCCCUAUCCCGCAUCAUUGGCGCUGGAGACACAGCGAAAAAUGACACUACCGUUGCUAGUAUAUUUCUCCUUAUCUUCUUGGACUUGCUUGAGUCAGGGAGUGAUGGAUGGAACUUUCAUUUGAAGGGUGCGAAAAGUCUGAUUAAAUCGUACUUGCCUCUGCUCGAGUCACAAGCUGGGAUCAAUCAUGGCCCUGGUCAGACAUUGCAAGAAAUAUGGAGUUUCAUAUCUAUGCAAAUUCGCUCGAUCGAAACCCUGGGAGCAACCUUCUUACGGCCCAAGCUAUUGUCAGAAUUUGCCCCUACCAACCACGAAACUAUCCAAUCCCAAGAGACAGUCGAGCAGUCUUUCCUUGGAUGUCCUGAAUAUCUUCUGACGGCCAUUCGGUUCUUCUCCAAUGAGAGAGACACUAUUGCAGGAUCAGAAUUUACUGAGCAGGCCAACCUUGAAACUCAUGUUCAAGAUACAACUUCGAUGCUAGAGCUUGUUAAGAACUUUGACAGCUAUGCAUGGGCUUUAAGCGUUCAACGCCCGACACAGACGGUCGACGUGAUCAAUGAUCUUUGCACGUUGUCCGAAGCAUUCAAAACUGCUACUUUAAUCUACGGUGGACGUGUUCUUGAUGCUCUCACGGGAGAUGACACAACCCAAGAUGAGCUGGUCUCCGAGUUGUUAGGACUGCUUCACCUUUUGAAAACCAAUGACGCUCUUUUCAAGUGUGUUUUGUGGGCAAUCUUUGUUGCCGGCCUGGAAUGUCGAACACAAGCCCAGAGAGACUUUCUGAUUGAAUGCCUGGAGAUCUUCUGGAGAGACACGAGUUGUUUGAAUGUUAUCAAUGCCACGAAGAUCUUGCGGGACUAUUGGGAACAGUUGGGCUCGGGGACUCCAUCAAAGUGGAUAUUUGACAUUGGAUGCUUGGGCCGUGACUGGCUUUUGUUAUAG
Molecule: messenger RNA, 1542 nt
Organism: Penicillium salamii
Lineage: Eukaryota; Fungi; Ascomycota; Eurotiomycetes; Eurotiales; Aspergillaceae
Source: the annotation of a GenBank genome assembly